Messenger RNA from Candidozyma auris, 2433 nucleotides. RefSeq names its product aconitate hydratase ACO2 (gene ACO2). The transcript has a single exon. Bases 1 to 2433 code for a protein of 810 amino acids. Gene Ontology annotation, biological process: tricarboxylic acid cycle. Gene Ontology annotation, cellular component: cytosol; mitochondrion. Gene Ontology annotation, molecular function: 4 iron, 4 sulfur cluster binding; aconitate hydratase activity. NCBI's taxonomy places the organism in Eukaryota, Fungi, Ascomycota, Pichiomycetes, Serinales, Metschnikowiaceae. The record is from RefSeq and is a predicted model, not a curated record.
AUGCUCUCUUCCAGAAGCACGGUCCAUGUCUCCAAGAGGCUCUUAGCCCGGAGAUUGGCCACUAGCAGCACCAGCGAUCUCGCGUCUGCCUUUUCGGUUCCCCCAGAGUACGAAGCCAGAACACCUCCCUACGCCAAGCUUAUAACAAAUCUUCAAGAAGUCAGAAACUUAGUGAACGACAAACCCUUGACGUUGGCAGAGAAGAUUUUGUACUCCCACUUGGUCGACCCAAAUGAAAGCUUGUCUGCGUGCAAUGGCGACUUAUCCAACAUUCGUGGGCAGCAGUACUUGAAGCUUCAUCCGGAUAGAGUGGCCAUGCAAGACGCCUCAGCACAAACAGCCUUGUUACAGUUCAUGACCACGGGCAUGAGCAGAACUGCGGUGCCUGCUUCGAUCCACUGCGAUCACUUGAUUGUGGGCAAAGAUGGCGCUGAGUCUGACUUGACGUCGUCUAUAGCCACGAACAAGGAGGUGUUUGAUUUUUUACAAAGUUGCGGUGAAAAGUAUGGGAUUCAAUUCUGGGGACCCGGUUCGGGCAUUAUUCACCAGAUUGUCCUCGAAAACUUCUCGGUGCCAGGUUUGAUGAUGUUGGGCACAGACUCGCACACCCCUAACGCUGGUGGGUUGGGUGCAAUUGCCAUUGGUGUGGGUGGUGCGGACGCUGUGGAUGGGCUCACAGGAACACCAUGGGAGUUGAAGGCGCCAAAGAUUUUGGGUGUGAAAUUGACCGGCAGAAUGAACGGAUGGACUUCUCCUAAGGAUGUCAUAACUCACCUUGCGGGCAUCUUAACCGUACGUGGUGGUACAGGCUACAUUGUUGAAUAUUUUGGUGAAGGUGUGGAAACCUUAUCUUGUACUGGUAUGGCUACUAUCUGCAAUAUGGGUGCUGAAAUUGGCGCCACCACGUCUACUUUUCCUUAUCAGGAUGCUCACCGUCGUUACUUGAUCCAGACUAACAGAGGCCCGAUUUCACAGGCUGCCGAUGUAGCUUUACACAAGUACAACUUCUUGAAGGCAGACGAUGGUGCUGAAUACGAUAAGAUCAUCGAGAUUGACUUGAAUACCUUAGAGCCUCACAUUAACGGUCCUUUCACCCCGGACUUGUCGACCCCAAUCUCUGACUUUGGCACUAAGGCCAAGGCCGAUGGCUGGCCAUCUAAUGUUAGCGCUGGGUUGAUCGGCUCGUGCACAAACUCUUCGUACCAAGACAUGUCUCGUGCUGCGUCCAUCAUUAUCCAGGCAGAGAAGGCCGGUUUGAAGCCUAAGAUUCCAUUUUUUGUCACUCCUGGUUCUGAGCAAAUUAGAGCCACCAUAGAAAGAGAUGGUUUGACAGAGAUCUUCGAAAGAAACGGUGCCAUCGUCUUGGCUAACGCCUGUGGUCCUUGCAUUGGUCAGUGGGACAGAACAGAUGUCCCAAAGACUUCUACAUCUUCCAAUGCUAUCUUCACCUCUUUCAACAGAAACUUCAAAGCGAGAAACGACGGGAACAGAAACACCAUGAAUUUUUUGACCUCCCCUGAUAUUGUCACUGCCAUGAUUUACUCUGGUGACAUGAACUUCAACCCUCUUACGGAUAGCAUCAAAAAAGAAAACGGCGACGAAUUCAAGUUUAGUCCUCCAGAGGGCGUUGAAUUGCCUGGCGAAGGAUUCAUCAAGGGCCGCGAGGAGUUCUACCCUGAGGCCAACCCUCAACCAAAGCCUGAGGUCCAAGUCAAUGUGUCUCCAGACUCCGACAGACUUCAAAUUCUUGAGCCAUUCGAUCCAUGGUCUGGCGAUGAGUUGUCAACCACUGUCUUAUUGAAGGUUGAGGGUAAGUGUACUACCGAUCACAUUUCCGCUGCUGGGUCGUGGUUGAAGUACAAGGGUCAUCUUGAAAACAUAUCCUACAACACUUUGAUCGGUGCCGUUAACAAGGAGACUGGUGAAGUCAACACAGCAUACGAUCUCAACGGUGACGCAUACGGAAUCCCCGAGUUAAUGUUCAAGUGGAAGGAAGAGAAGCGCCCUUGGAUUGUCGUUGCUGAGCAUAACUACGGUGAAGGUUCUGCUAGAGAACAUGCUGCCAUGUCCCCCAGAUUCACUGGUGGAUCUAUCAUUUUGGUGAAGUCUUUCGCCAGAAUUCACGAAACCAACUUGAAGAAGCAAGGUAUGUUGCCUUUGACAUUUGCUGAUGAGGCAGACUACGAUAAGAUUCUGGCUGGUGACCAGAUUACCACCAUCGACUUAAGGGAUAUGGUUGCUAAAAACGGUGACAACGGCGGCACUUUAAGAAUUAGGGUUGCCAAAAAGGAUGGGUCUGAUGAGUUCGAGAUUUUGUGUAAGCACACUAUGUCCAAGGAUCAAAUUGAAUUCUUCAAGGCUGGUUCUGCCAUUAACUACAUUGGUAACUUGAAGAAAGAACAGGAAGCUGCUGCUGCUUCUGCUAAGCAUUGA